AUGGCGGCGGCGACAUCAACACCGACGUCAGCACCGACCACCCUCAGCGCCAUGUCGGGGGUCUUCGAUGAACAGCGCUGCGCCGCGCCAGUCCGGCGCUACGUCGCGCUGAUGCAGCGUCUGCAGGCGCUGGGCUACAGCCCCACCGUGCACCCGGCCUUCGCUGAGCAGAUUGUCAACACCUACGGCAUCUUGCCAGAGCCGGCCGGCCCCAGCGAUCGCGACCACCACAGCCCGGCCUUCCUGCGCCGUGUGGUGAAGGAGACGGUGCCGCUGCCAGCGCAACCAGACGCCAUGGUGCUGCUGGACUGCCUGGAGGAGCUGGCGCGAGAGGACGGGCAGCCCCUCUUCCUCUGUACCACCAGCAGGAUCCCCAGUGUUCCCAACGUCCCCAGUAUCACCAGUGUCCCCAGGAUCCCCAGUGACCCCAGUGUCUCCAGUAUCACCGGUAUCCCCAGUGACUCCAGUAUCCCCAGUGUCCCUGGUGACCCCGGUGACCCCAGUGUCCCCAGCAUCCCCAGCAUCCCCAGUGACCCCAGUGACGCCGGUAUCACCAGUGACCCCGGUGACCCCAGUGUCCCCAGUGACCCUGGUGACCUCAGUGACCCCACUGUCCCCAGUAUCACCAGUCUCCCCAGUGACCCCAGUAUCACCAGUGUCACCAGUAUCACCCGGGUGGGUGACCCCAGUAUCACCAGUGUCCCAACUGUCCCCAGUACACCCAGUGACUCCAGUAUCACCAGUGCCCCUACCAUCUCCAGUGACCCCAGUGUCUCCAGUAUCACCAGUAUCCCCGAUGACCCCAGCAUCCCCAGUGUCCCCAGUGACCCCAGUAUCACCAAGGACCCUGGUGACCCCAGUGGCCCUGGUGACCCCAGUGACCCCAGUAUCACCAGUGACCCCAGUAUCCCCAGUAUCCCCAGUGGCCCUGGUGCCCAGCACCAUCCCUGGCUGGCUGCUGUGGGGCUGCUGACAGGG
Messenger RNA from Opisthocomus hoazin, 978 nucleotides. The record is from RefSeq and is a predicted model, not a curated record. NCBI's taxonomy places the organism in Eukaryota, Metazoa, Chordata, Aves, Opisthocomiformes, Opisthocomidae.